UUGGGUUUUUUCUAGACGGGAUACAGUUUAUGUUUAAAAAUGUCGUAACAGGUUAGGAGAAUAUACCCAGCAGUUUAGGAUAAUUAACGUACCGGGUUAGGAGAAUUAGGUUAAUGUUAUGAAAAAGGGUUACGGGUAGCUAAAAUUGAUUUAAAAAAAAUGAUUUUGUUUUACUUUUGACGUUAAUUUGACAUAAAGUGUAUCCCAUCUAGCAGUGACCCGCGCGUCGUCGACUGCAGCCUUGCGUGACAACACCAGAAAAGGGGGAUUCGUGUUUCGCGUAAUGCUGUUUAUUCUGUCUCUCGACUAUUUGUUAUUCUCGAAGGGGGGGGAAUCGUAUAUUUUCACGUUUAAUCGACACGUCGAACAAUGUAAAAUGUUCUAUUUUGUGUUGUAAAGUGGAUAAAAGUUAAGGAAAACCUUGAAAUGGAGGCUUGCUGAGCAAAAUGGCUGGGCGCACUGAAAUGUGAAACAUUUGUAAGGUUAAACAGUAUCAGCAGAAAUAACUGGCACGCAAGGGCGCAGAAAUACCUUAUUUUUCCACCUCUGGAUGUGAAACAUCACUGUAAGCCAUUUGUUAGUGGCAUAAUUUCUAUUUUAUUAAUUAGAUGGUUUUUUUUUUUGUCGAUACCUGCAUUUAUCGAUAUAACUUCGUCGUGUAUUUUUCCAUCGGAUUUCUGCUUGACCGCAUUCUGUUAUUGUCUCGACGCUCAGCUGUGGAUUAAAACACCAGAGAACAACAGCCGACCGAGUCAGGAGUGCUCUUUUUGAUGUGACUAUAUUGUUGUUGUUUUUCGACAGACACUGAUAAAUAUCCCUAAAUAAACCUGCAAUCAUGGGUGAAUUCCUGAAAUACAUCGACUACGAUCACAAGACCAGUUUCCUGAAGAUGUUGAACCAGCAGAGGAUGGAAGGGGACCACUGUGACGUUGUGGUUGUGGUGGAAAACGUUGAGUUCAGAGCUCACCGCUGUGUCCUGGCCGCCUGCAGCAUUUACUUCAAGAAGCUGUUUAAGAAACAGAACGAUGUGGACAACUCCAUCGUGGAGCUCGACUUCAUCCGUUCAGACAUUUUCGAGGAGGUCCUCAAUUACAUGUACACCGCCAGGCUCGCCGUCCGCAAAAAGGACAUCAACCUCAUGAUGUCAUCCGGACAGGUCCUGGGGAUCACGUUCCUUGACAACCUGUGUUCACAGAAACGUGAGCCCAACAUGAAGCCGAGUCGUGAGAACCAGGCGCCAGGGGACGGUAUGAGAGCCCAGGACGCAAUCCUUAAAGAGCUGGCAAUGGAGGAGGUGAGGAAGAACAGCUUCUACGAUGGAGGGAUGGAGGCCAUGGGCUCCGGGGGGCCUCACGGGGUCCCUCCUCACUUCGGCGGGAACAUGUCUAAAGAUCCCCACAGCGCCCACGGCUGGACCUCCUCUUCCUCCUCCUCCAGCGAUAUGAAGCUUGACUACCUUCUGUACGGCCACCGCUCUGACGGCAUCCACCCGGGAAUGAAACCAGGCGGAGACGGCCCCAAGAAAGACAAGUCCCACCUGGCCCACCGUCCGUUCGCUUGUGAGGUGUGCCCCAAAACCUUUACCACCCAGGCCCACCUCAAAGAGCACCUGAAGAUCCACACGGGGUUUAAACCGCACCGCUGCCUGGUCUGUGGCAAGGCGUUCAUACGAGGGCCCGACUUAAAGCGGCACGAGAGGGUCCACAGCAACGAGAGACCCUUCGGAUGCCAGAUGUGUGAAAAGGCCUUCAAGCACAAGUCCCACCUGCGAGACCACGAGCGGCAGCACCGAGGGGAGAGGCCCUUCAACUGCGGCUCCUGUGAAAAGGCGUUCAUCAAAGCGUCCGACCUGAAGCGCCACUGGAACACGAUGCACAGCCAGCGCAGAACGCUGUCCCCCGCAGCCGCCGCCCCGGGCAGCAUCCAGGGAGACGCCGACACGCAGAGCCAGAGGGACUGGAAGCUAGAGGCUGGACCACACUCGUAAGGACAGACUGUUACACACACACACCAAGCAUACAUAGUGACAGACACACACACACCAAGCAUACAUAGUGACACACACACACACACCAAGCAUACAUAGUGACAGACACACACACACCAAGCAUACAUAGUGAGACA
This is a messenger RNA of Oncorhynchus gorbuscha (pink salmon), 2124 nucleotides long. RefSeq names its product zinc finger and BTB domain-containing protein 14-like. The transcript is spliced from 2 exons. Gene Ontology annotation, biological process: regulation of transcription by RNA polymerase II. NCBI's taxonomy places the organism in Eukaryota, Metazoa, Chordata, Actinopteri, Salmoniformes, Salmonidae. Bases 836 to 1987 code for a protein of 383 amino acids. Gene Ontology annotation, cellular component: nucleus. The record is from RefSeq and is a predicted model, not a curated record. Gene Ontology annotation, molecular function: RNA polymerase II cis-regulatory region sequence-specific DNA binding; DNA-binding transcription factor activity, RNA polymerase II-specific; protein binding.